AUGCCGUCAACUACCGAAGAGGGAGAUAACCCCUCAAAACAUACCAAUCCUUUAAGCGAGACCCAAAAUAACGAAUCAUGGCAAAGCUCCGGUGACCGCGUAGCACCUGCACCACAACCCGCAUCCGCCGCGCAACCCCUCUCCAAACACGCAACUCACAUCUACACCGUCUCCUAUUUAAUCUUCUUCUCGCUUCUUGGCACACUGGCCCGCCUAGGUCUACAGGCUCUGACAUUCUACACAGGCGCCCCCGUCGUGACAGGGGUGCUAUGGGCGAAUGUAACCGGAAGCCUAAUAAUGGGGUUCCUGAGCGAAGACCAGAAGUUAUUUCGCGAAGAGUGGGGUAAAAAGCCAGCCAAAGAACCAGCUACAGACAGAGCCGAGGACGAACCCAAGAUCAAGAACAAGAAACACAUGGCCGUGAAGAAGACCAUCCCAUUGUAUAUUGGUCUGACGACCGGGUUCUGCGGUUGCUUCACCUCCUUCUCAUCCUUUAUGCGGGAUGUCUUCCUCGCCCUGGCAAAUGCCCUCCCCGAUCCGUCGCGGCCUACCGGAUCCCAUCCGGCCUCCCGUAAUGGCGGGUAUAGCUUCAUGGCGCUGGUCGCUGUGAUUCUACUCACCGUGUCGCUGAGCCUAUCGGCGCUUAUCGUCGGCGCGCAUCUUGCCCUGGCUCUACAACGCGUGACACCCACCGUGCCCUUUGCGUUUACGCGACGAGUCCUCGACCGUGUUGUGGUCGUGCUUGCCUGGGGAUGCUGGCUCGGAGCAGUGUUCCUGGCUAUCUGGCCGCCAGACCGACACAAUGGCCCGGAUGUGUGGCGUGGCCGGGCGGUGUUUGCUAUUGUCUUUGCACCGCUUGGCUGUCUUCUUCGGUUCUAUGUCUCGCUGCACCUGAAUAGCAGGAUUCCGACCUUCCCGCUCGGCACGUUUACGGUUAAUAUCUUUGGGACUAUUAUUGAGGGUCUUUGCUAUGACUUGCAGCAUGUCAGUGGUCUUGGAGCCGUGGUUCCUGCUGCUAUGACGGGUUGCCAGGUGCUGCAGGGUGUUAUGGAUGGAUUCUGUGGGAGUACGACUACUAUCAGUACUUGGGUUGCUGAGUUGAAAGGACUGGCUCAUCGACGCCAUGCGUAUUUGUAUGGAAGUGCCAGUGUGGUUGUCGCACUUGGGUUUUUGGUUGUUAUAAUGGGCUCAUUGUUGUGGACGCGUGGGUUUGCCGAGCCUGUGUGUGGAUAG
This is a messenger RNA of Penicillium expansum, 1233 nucleotides long. Its product is annotated as FluC/FEX family fluoride channel. NCBI's taxonomy places the organism in Eukaryota, Fungi, Ascomycota, Eurotiomycetes, Eurotiales, Aspergillaceae. Gene Ontology annotation, cellular component: membrane. Gene Ontology annotation, biological process: fluoride transmembrane transport. The transcript has a single exon. Bases 1 to 1233 code for a protein of 410 amino acids. Gene Ontology annotation, molecular function: fluoride transmembrane transporter activity. The record is from RefSeq and is a predicted model, not a curated record.